This is a messenger RNA of Actinia tenebrosa (Australian red waratah sea anemone), 1416 nucleotides long. RefSeq names its product alcohol dehydrogenase class-3. Gene Ontology annotation, cellular component: cytosol. Gene Ontology annotation, molecular function: S-(hydroxymethyl)glutathione dehydrogenase [NAD(P)+] activity; zinc ion binding; alcohol dehydrogenase (NAD+) activity. The record is from RefSeq and is a predicted model, not a curated record. NCBI's taxonomy places the organism in Eukaryota, Metazoa, Cnidaria, Anthozoa, Actiniaria, Actiniidae. Gene Ontology annotation, biological process: formaldehyde catabolic process.
CUCACGUGAUCUUACCCACGUGUACAAGUCUUGAUCGUUCUCUUUUUUCUCUCUGCAUCGAAAAGGCAGACAAUAAGCUUUUGUUAGGGUAAAUUUGUACAUCAGUACAGCAUUGAAUAUGGCAGAUACUGCAGGAAAGCCAAUCAAAUGUAGAGCAGCAGUUGCAUGGGAAGCUGGUAAACCACUGACAGUGGAGACCAUUGAAGUAGCUCCUCCAAAGGCCAAUGAAGUCCGUAUCAAAAUCCUUGCAACAGGAGUAUGCCAUACUGACGCCUAUACCCUGAGUGGAGUUGACCCUGAAGGCCUGUUCCCUUGUAUCCUGGGUCACGAGGGGGGUGGUAUUGUGGAGAGCGUUGGCAAAGGAGUAACAAAAGUCAAACCUGGCGAUCAUGUGAUUCCAACGUACAUUCCUCAGUGUGGUGAAUGUAAAUUCUGCAAGAGUCCCAAAACCAAUCUCUGUGGCAAGAUCAGGGGCACCCAAGGAAAAGGAGUAAUGCCUGAAGGCACCUCUAGAUUCACAUGUAAUGGUAAAACUGUCUACCAUUUCAUGGGUACCAGUACUUUUUCAGAGUACACUGUUGUGGCUGACAUCUCCUGUGCCAAGGUCAAUGAGAAAGCUCCACUAAAUAAAGUGUGUUUACUUGGUUGUGGUAUAUCCACCGGAUAUGGUGCUGCACUAAAUACUGCUAAAGUAGAGCCAGGUUCAACUUGUGCUGUAUGGGGACUUGGUGCUGUUGGACUGGCAACAGUUAUGGGGUGUAAGGUUGCUGGUGCAACAAGAAUCAUUGGAGUUGACAUAAAUCCUACAAAGUUUAUGCUGGCCAAGCAGUUUGGUGCAACAGAAUGUUUGAAUCCCAAGGAUUAUGACAAGCCCACUCAAGAGGUUUUAGUUGAAAUGACCGAUGGUGGUCUUGAUUACACAUUUGAGUGCAUUGGUAAUGUUAACACUAUGCGUCAAGCAUUGGAGGCUUGUCACAAGGGCUGGGGCACAUCAGUCAUUAUUGGAGUUGCUGCAGGAGGAAAGGAAAUCUCCACCCGUCCAUUCCAGCUUGUUACUGGACGUGUGUGGAAAGGAACAGCUUUUGGAGGCUACAAAAGUGGUGAUGGUGUUCCCAAGCUUGUCGAUGAUUAUCUUGCUGGAACUUUAAAAGUAGAUGAGUUCAUUACUCACAACAUGCCUCUGGAUAAAAUCAAUGAAGCCUUUGAUCUGAUGCACAAAGGCGAGAGUAUUCGUUCAAUUGUCCACAUGUAAGGAUGAAGGAGUGUGUGUUCCGUCUUACAUAUCAAGCUCUCCAAGAAACUGGUUAAACCCUAGUCAUGUUGAUCAUUGUCUAUACUAUACUGUAGUUAAUUAAUAAAUUGAUUGCUAAAGAAAAUGAAAUAAAUUGGAAUAAAAUAGAAGAUUUUCAGAACAAU